Molecule: messenger RNA, 2590 nt
Organism: Panicum virgatum (switchgrass)
Lineage: Eukaryota; Viridiplantae; Streptophyta; Magnoliopsida; Poales; Poaceae
Product: protein arginine N-methyltransferase 5
Exons: 22
Coding region: 158-2113 (651 amino acids)
Biological process (GO): peptidyl-arginine N-methylation; regulation of DNA-templated transcription
Cellular component (GO): cytosol; nucleus
Source: RefSeq, a predicted model, not a curated record
AAGGCGCCAUCAUCCCCUGCUCUCUCCUCUCUGCCCCGCCGCUCAAACCCCUAAACCCUAGCCGCACCAGGGCCUCUCCCCUCCUUCCCCGGCUGCGGCGGCGAGCGGCACACCAGUAUCGGACGCAGAGAAGCGCCCAUACUCAGGUUCGGUAGAGAUGCCUCUGGGGCAGCGCGCUGGGGACAAGAGCGAUUCCCGCUACUGCGGGGUGGAGGUGCUCGACUUCCCCGCCGGCGAGGGCCUCCCCGCCGUCCUCAAUCACUCCCUCGCCUCCGCCUUCGACUUCAUCCUCGCCCCGCUGGUCGACCCCAACUACCGGCCCACGCCCGGCGCCGUGCUGCCCGUGUCGGCGUCGGACCUCGUCCUCGGCCCGGCCCAGUGGAGCAACCACGUCGUCGGGAAGAUCAGCGAGUGGAUUGAUUUGGACGCGGAGGACGAGCAGCUCCGGUUGGACUCCGAGCUCACGCUGAAGCAGGAGAUCGCGUGGGCAUCUCACCUCUCGCUGCAGGCAUGCGUUCUUCCUGCCCCCAGGAGAUCUUCUUGUGGCAAUUAUGCUAGAGUUGUGAAUCAAAUUCUGCAAGGCCUGACCAACAUGCAUUUGUGGCUUAGGUUACCUCUGGAGAAGUCGGAGCCAAUGGAUGAUGACCUUGAUAAAGUAAAGAAUAACAACCACAUGAAUGAAAUGGUAGACUCAUGGGAAUUGUGGAAUUCAUUCAGACUGCUAUGUGAUCAUAGUAGCCAACUAUGUGUGGCACUUGAUAUUUCGAGCACACUGCCAUCAAUAAACUCAUUAGGCAGGUGGUUUGGGGAGCCUGUAAGGGCUGCUAUUCUACAAACCAAUGCUUUUCUAACAAAUGGAAGAGGAUAUCCUUGUUUGUCAAAGCAGCAUCAGAGGCUGCUAACUGGAUUUUUUAACCAUUAUGUUCAGGUAAUACUCUCUGGGAGAUCAAAUCACAAUGUUCCCCCAGUAUCUGAAGGAGUUCUCUUAGGUGAUGAGAACCACACUGAAGAUGCCCCUGUUCGACAUGCAUUAAGUCCAUACCUGGACUACACUGCAUACCUAUACCGGAGGAUGGAUCCACUUCCUGAGCAGGAACGCUUUGAGAUCAAUUACAGGGAUUUUUUGCAGUCUCCUCUCCAGCCUCUAAUGGAUAAUUUGGAAGCUCAGACUUAUGAGACAUUUGAGAAGGAUGUUGUGAAGUAUACUCAGUAUCAAAGAGCAGUUGCUAAGGUUUUGGUUGAUAGGGUCCCAGAUGAUGCGGUCUCCACAACUAGGACGGUGCUGAUGGUUGUUGGAGCAGGCCGAGGACCUCUAGUACGAGCAUCAUUGCAGGCUGCUGAAGAAACUGGUCGCAAGUUAAAAGUAUAUGCUGUGGAAAAAAAUCCUAAUGCUGUCAUUACUCUUCAUAGUUUGAUCAAAUUGGAGGGGUGGGAAAGCAUGGUUACUGUAAUUUCUAGCGACAUGAGGUGCUGGGAUGCCCCUGAAAAAGCAGAUAUUUUGGUCAGUGAAUUGCUUGGGUCCUUCGGUGACAAUGAGCUAUCUCCUGAGUGUCUGGAUGGUGCUCAGCGAUUCUUGAAGCCAGAUGGGAUUUCUAUUCCUUCUUCAUACACUAGUUUUAUCCAACCAAUAACAGCAUCAAAGUUGCACAAUGAUAUCAAAGCACACAAAGAUAUUGCACAUUUUGAAACUGCAUAUGUUGUCAAACUACACCGCAUAGCGACACUGGCACCUCCACAACAGGUUUUUACUUUCACACAUCCAAAUUUCUCACCAAAUGCAAGCAAUCAAAGGUAUACCAAGUUGCAAUUUGAAAUGCCACCAGAUAUGGGAUCAUGCCUUGUGCACGGAUUUGCUGGAUAUUUUGACUCUGUUCUAUAUAAGGAUGUUCAUCUUGGAAUUGAGCCAAACACUGCUACACCAAACAUGUUUAGCUGGUUCCCGAUCUUCUUCCCGUUGAGAAAGCCCAUCUACGUGCCCGACGGAUCUCCUAUAGAAGUGCACUUCUGGCGGUGCUGUGCUCCCACAAAGGUGUGGUACGAGUGGGCUGUGACGACACCGACUCCGUCACCCAUCCAUAACAGCAAUGGCCGGUCAUAUUGGGUUGGUCUUUAAGUCACCAAGAUCAUUGUGGUCUUGUAUUUUGUAACAGGGAAAAAAAAAGAUUUAGGCAUACUAAUAUCUGGAGUUCCGCUGGUGCCUGGAAGGAUCCUUGAGAGUUUCAAGCAUGUGCUGAUCAAAGGUCAAAGGACAUCAUCCGGUUCAAGCUGGUGCCUGGAGGAACAUUGGAACUUGUAUCUCAAAGGGGUCGUUCGGCUUCCAAGUUCCAACGUUGUGUGCUCGAUUUUGAUAGCAUUAUUAGGUAUUUGACUUGCAAUUUUGCAAUAUUUCUUGUUUCGUCAAUUCUGAAAUUUUCUCCUUGAUAAGUCUCUGUUGCUUCUGCUGCUUUUCUACCGCCCCCGAUUUGCUUGUGACUAGGGCUUGUUAUCUUUAUUUUCUUGGCGACUAAGAUUUGUAACUGUUGUUUCGCGGGAACAUGAACUUGAUCAGGUUUUAACAAACGUACGAUAUGACAUUCAGAAUUAAAUUAAA